AUGGCUUCCGCUGGCCGCAAAAAGUCAAUUAUAUCCCAGACCGGCGUGAUAGAAACCCCCAGCCCGGCCGUGAACAACCUGAACAAGUCCGCCUCCCAGUCCACCUCGCUCUACCAGCAGUGCUCCUCCCUCAAGUCCCGCCUCCUCCGCGUCCGCGGCUUCUCCGACUACUUUGGCCUCAUCACAUCCACCGAUUCCCGCCAGUCCGCGGACCCUGUCACACAGCUCUGGCAGCUCUUCUCCUUCGGCAUCCCGCUAUGCUAUCUCUUCGACCAGCUCCCGGAUAGCUUGGGCCUGCCCAAGAUCAACUACUCCACCUUCAACCCCGACAAGUAUGAAACCAAUCCGGAUCGCGAGAAGAAGCACGCCAUCAUGCUCUUCUCCAUGCGCGUCAGGACACCUGAGUUCGCAGCGAAGGUCCCUGGCGGCGAGAUCUUCAUCCCUACUGAGCUCCAAACUCGCGAAUCGACCGACGGGCUUGUCAAGGUCGUCAACACAGUGACCGCCAUCGUGGACCAGUUUCCUCCGGAGCUUUUUGAAGAAGAUCCGCCGACACCCCCAAUGCUGCCCUCGCAGGGCUCUACAGACUCCCUUGCCUCAGACGCGAUGCUGGCGCCGCCCCCGUCUGCCUUCGGUGGAAGUGCAAAGACCAACGUCCUUCGCGAACUUGUUGAGACCGAGCGGAAAUAUGUUGGAGACCUCGAGGUUAUGCACAAAUACUCCCAAGCCCUCUUCCAGCGAAACCUCCUCACGCAAGACCUUGUCCUCCAACUCUUUCCCAAUCUCAACAAACUCAUCAACUUUCAACGCCAAUUUCUCAUCCAAAUGGAGGCUAUCAAUGAGCAGCCAUGGUCAGAACAGCGGUGGGGACAGCUCUUCCUGGACCACGAGGCAGGCUUCAUCGUGUACGAGCCGUAUUGCGCCAACUAUAUCGUCGCUACCGACAUCGCGAUAAAGUUCGAGAGCACGUUGAGGAACUUGAAUGAUAUCAUGAACGCCCAAACGGAACUCCCAGCUUUCCUGAUCAAGCCGGUUCAGCGAGUUUGCAAGUAUCCGCUGCUUCUGGAUUCACUGCUGAAGUACACAUCACGCGAGGACUACCCGUACUAUGACGAGCUCAGUGCUGCUGUUGACUCGGCGAAGCGCAUCGCGGCGAGCAUCAACGAGACCCAACGAGCGUCCGAGAACGAACAAACGGUCAAGAACCUUGCCCAGCGCGUCGAGGAUUGGAAGGGCCACCACCUAGAGAACUUCGGCCGCUUGCUCCUUGACGACGUCUUCACCGUCACGAAGUCCGACAUUGACCGCGAGUACCACGUCUUCCUGUUCCAGAAGAUCAUCCUCUGUUGCAAGGAGGUGCAUCCGCAAGGACAGAACGGCGCGAAGAAGGUCAGCAAGAGCAACUCCUUGCUGAAGAAGCAGAAUGGCCCUCCAAUCCCGCAGAGCAACUCUUCCACUUCGAAACAGAAGUCGACACCAUUGUUGCUGAAGGGCCGUAUCUUCCUCAGCAAUGUCACUCAAGCUGUGAUUGUACCCGCACGACAGUCAACUUCUGGUGCAAGCGGUUUGAACUCGGUCACCUACCCUUUAGCCGUCUGGUGGAAGGGUGAUGACGACCUCGAGUUCUUCACUCUGCGAUGCCGUCACGAGGACCAGCGCACGCAGUGGCAAACCGAGAUCAACCGCUUGAUCACCGAGGCCGCCCACAGGCGCGCGUCUGAGCGUGGCGUGAGCAAGGCCUUGAACGGCGCUGCCGCUGUCCAUCCUCACAUGCGGCAGCAGUAUCAGUCGUACGACGGCCGUGGGACGCCCGGGUCCCCGCAGCUUGACGGCGGCGGACGCAGUCGUGGUAGCAGUGUUUCGCGGCCCAACGGCUCGCCGCAGCUGAAUGGUCAUACGUUCUCGCAGAGCAUGAGCAUCAACGGGCCGCAUGGAUACCCCCCACACGACGGUUUCGAGUUCGAGCCGGACGAGGACGAGUACGAGGAUUACCCGACGACCUCGCAUGGGCCAGGUGGUCGCGACACGCCCCAGGGGGCGCGGCGGAACAACGCGAUGAGCCUACCGCACCCCGAGCGCGAUUAUGGUCCGCACGAUCGACCGCGCGCGAACACGGAGGACGUGGGCGGGGCUAUUAUGACACAGUGGCGGUCUAACCUACCUCAAACACCGGGUGCGCUUCGGCCUAUCACCCCGCGCCUUAGCUCUGCGAACAGCGCGGCAAGCUACUCAUCGGACGCGAGCUUCGGUAACGAUACCCGUCGACCGCCGCUACGUAGCCAGUUCAGCUCGAGCAAGCUGAAGACGACCUACGAGGACGACGGCGGGCUGAAGGUCUCGACUAAUGGUACGAGCCGGUCACGGAGCGCGAGCCAACCGAACGCGUAUGUGCCGAAGACCGCACCGCCACCGAUGCCAACCAUGACCCAAUGGAAGUCCGGCGCGUCGAUGGCGGGCAGCAGCAAGCGCGGCAGCGGGUCGAGCCAGUCCACCCAGGACAGCUCCGACUACUCGCCGAAUAGCUCAUCGCCCAUCACCACGUACGGCUCGAGCGAGUCGUCGCUGGGUGGCCCCGCCGUCCGCACCUCGCGUUCGCAGCACUUUGACCAGCCGCCGACGACCUCGGUGUACGGCCAGCCGCCAGGGAUGGCCGCGCCCGUCAAGGUCAAGGUGCACUUCCACGAGGACAUCUUCGUCAUACAGGUGCCGCGCUCGACCGAGUACUCAGACCUGGUUGAGAAGGUCGGGCGCAAGAUCCGCUUGUGUGGACCUCGGAGGGACGAUGGGCCGCUGCGGGUGAAAUACAAGGACGAGGACGGAGAUAUGGUGUCGCUCGGGUCGACGGAGGACGUGCAGAUGGCGUUCGAGCAGUACAAGCCUGGCACGCCUGUGACGUUGUUCGUGCAGUGA
Molecule: messenger RNA, 2910 nt
Organism: Schizophyllum commune H4-8
Lineage: Eukaryota; Fungi; Basidiomycota; Agaricomycetes; Agaricales; Schizophyllaceae
Exons: 7
Coding region: 1-2910 (969 amino acids)
Biological process (GO): septin ring organization; establishment of cell polarity
Cellular component (GO): division septum; mating projection tip; cytoplasm
Molecular function (GO): guanyl-nucleotide exchange factor activity; protein binding
Source: RefSeq, a predicted model, not a curated record